This is a messenger RNA of Sclerotinia sclerotiorum 1980 UF-70, 738 nucleotides long. RefSeq lists its product as hypothetical. The transcript has a single exon. Gene Ontology annotation, biological process: cytosolic ribosome assembly; ribosome biogenesis. Bases 1 to 738 code for a protein of 245 amino acids. The record is from RefSeq and is a predicted model, not a curated record. NCBI's taxonomy places the organism in Eukaryota, Fungi, Ascomycota, Leotiomycetes, Helotiales, Sclerotiniaceae.
AUGCCCAUCAACCAACCCUCCAACCAAAUAAAACUGACAAACGUCUCCCUCGUACGCUACAAAAAAGCAAAAAAGCGUUUCGAAAUCGCCUGCUACAAGAACAAAGUCCUAGAAUGGCGAUCCGGCAACGAAAAAGACAUCGACAACGUUCUCCAAAUCCCCAAUGUAUUUCUCAACGUAUCGCGAGGACAAACCGCUCCUACCGCCGAUCUAGCCAAAGCCUUUGGAAAAGAUACACCGAUCCAAGACAUCAUUCUCGAGAUAUUAAACAAAGGGGAACUACAAGUUGGGGAGAAAGAACGUCAUGCGCAGCUGGAACGGGUUCAUAAUGAAGUCAUCAGUAUCGUGGCGAGUAAACUCGUGGAUCCGAAGACGAAGCGGGUUUAUACUACGGGGAUGAUAGAGAAGGCAUUAGAGAUGCUUAGUUCGCAGGGCUCGCAGGCCCAGGAGAAGGAGAAGGAGAGGAAUGUAGGAAGUGAGAAUGCGACUCCGACGACUGGGGAAGAGGGGGAGGCAAAACCAAUUCCUAGAGCGAGGGAACAUGCGUGGACGGGGGUAGUGGCUACGAAGAGUGCGAAGAGUCAGGCGUUGGAGGCGAUGAAGGCUUUGAUUGCUCAUCAGCCGAUUCCGGUUGCAAGAGCAAGGAUGAGGCUGAGGGUUACGUUGCCGACGAAGAUUUUGAAACAGGUGGUUAAGAGUGCGGGGCCGAAAGCUGGGGAUGAGGAGGAGGGGGGAUAA